This is a messenger RNA of Arctia plantaginis, 255 nucleotides long. The record is from the annotation of a GenBank genome assembly. NCBI's taxonomy places the organism in Eukaryota, Metazoa, Arthropoda, Insecta, Lepidoptera, Erebidae.
AUGUACGAUAUAUUGGCGAUAGAGACGUUAUUCAAGACUCGGCUCACGGCAUCGCACCGCAUAGCUGCGGAGACAAACGCACUGGAAUCCGGUAGGUUGUGUUCAAAGGAGCUGGCGGGGCGCGAGGUGAGGUGGCGGGCACGCGGGGAGAGGCCGGAAUUAAGAGGGAGUCGAGGGGGGGUGCGGCCCGCCCUGGAUACUGAGAGGAGUUUUAACCAAUUAAUUUUGUUCCUCAACGCAAACUCCGCUAUAUAA